Molecule: messenger RNA, 675 nt
Organism: Triticum turgidum subsp. durum (durum wheat)
Lineage: Eukaryota; Viridiplantae; Streptophyta; Magnoliopsida; Poales; Poaceae
Source: the annotation of a GenBank genome assembly
AUGCAUAUCUUUGUCAAGAACCCCACCGGCAGGACAAUCCGGAUCAAGGUCCACUCAUCAGACACCUUGUACACCGUCAAGGCAAAGAUCCAGCAGCAGUACCACCUCGUCUUUGGUGGGUUGCAGCUAGAAGACAACCGUACAUUGGCCGAUUAUGGCAUCGAGCAUGACUCUACGAUUGACCUCCAGGAAAAGAUGCAAAUUUUCGUUACGGAGACGCUGUCAGGCAGGACCAUCGCCCUCGAGGUCGACAGCCUAGACACUAUUAGCAACGUGAAGUCCAAAAUCCAGGACAUGGAGGGCUUUCCCAAGGGCCAGCAGUGCCUCAUCUUCGCCAGCAAACAGCUGGAGGACGACAACCGCACCUUGGCUGACCACAACAUCUGGAAGGAGUCCACCCUCCUCCUUGUCCUCCGCCCAUGUAGGCCAGGAGAAAGUAGGAUGAUGCACCUCUUUGUCAGGACCCUUGAUGGGAGGACCCUGGACCUUGACGUCAGGAGCUCGGACACCAUCAACACUGUCAAGGUGAAGAUCUACGAGAAGGAUGGCACUCCCCCUAUACAGCAGCGCAUCAUCUUUGCUGGCAAGCGGCUGGAGGAUGGCCGCACCCUGGCGGACUACAAGAUUGAGAGCGAGUCUACCGUUGAUCUGGUGCUCCGCCUUUGUGGUUGCUGA